Molecule: messenger RNA, 2823 nt
Organism: Linum trigynum
Lineage: Eukaryota; Viridiplantae; Streptophyta; Magnoliopsida; Malpighiales; Linaceae
Source: the annotation of a GenBank genome assembly
UAGCGGCCGGCCGGCCGGCACGGCAUACAUCCACCGGAGAAAAAGUUAGCCCAUAUUAUUGAUACGGGUUGGUAACAACUAUCGAAAUAUUCGAUGGGCGAUUAAGGAAACAAAAUAGAAGAAUAAAAGUCCACCCAAAAAAAUAUUAAAAACAAGAAGGAAACAAAAUCGGGAACGAACGCGGAAGGUUUUCAAAUGAAAGACGUACCUACGUUACGUAGAAUGAAGGGCUUCUCUUUUCUUUGGUUAUUUAUUUGUUUUCAGCAUUUCUAUUCGGCAGUCGGCAGAUGCCUUGCAUGGCUUCAUACUUAUAUAGUCAACUGAAAUAUUUACUAAAAUUAGAUGACUCUUUCUUACAAUUUCUGCAUAUAGCUCCGCUGAAGCCACAAGAUCGAAGAUAACGUACGUUCCAACUGAAAUGCGGGUUGCAAUUCCUUACAUCGUGGCUGCCAUCGAUCUAAUUCUCUGUGCGGCGGCUGUGGCUCCGGCCGUCGGGGAGCAGUACUGCGGCGGCGGUCAGUUAAUGGCCGAUAGUAAUGCAACGUGCGCUAGUGGAUAUUGUUGUAGCAAAGACGGCGUUUGUGGGGUUACGGCGGAGCACUGCGGCGUGGGUUGCCAAAGCAACUGCAAUAUUUACUCCUCCUCCAUCGCCGCCGCGACGGCGGCAGAGGCCCCGGCGGUGACCUACCUCACGGAUGCGGAUGAUGAGACUAAUUACGGCACUCCUAGGUCAAGCAUUGUUCCUUCUACGCGGGGCUUCGCCUUUGACUCGAGGGUUUUGUUUUGGUGUUUAGUUCUUUUGGUCUCCAUUGGGAUUCUAUCAGGUUUCCUAUAUCUCAACGUCGCCAAGAGAUUUUCUUUCCGAUGAUACUAUAGGCUAGUUAACGUAAAAUCGAGGAAAGAAAACUUGAGCGUUUGGGCUCAUGUUAUAGCAUUGUUACUUCUUUUUAGGACGUUGACUCUUGAAAGUGCGUUUGUUUUGUUUUCGCAGCGGAAAAACUCGUGUUGAAUUGAAUUAAAUGCGUAUUGAUGUUUUUGGCUAACGAUUAAUAAAACACGACUUGUAUCUUUUCAAACAUAAUUCGAAUGAGAGUGUGAUCAAUGGUUUUCGGAAAUGAAACUAAAUUAAGUUACUCCUAUUUGGAGGUUCAACGAGAGUUCCAAAUUAUGACUAUGAGUACAUUUGCAGAGAAAAAUAGUAAUACUUGACAUAGAUGUCAGUUGUAUGGUUUUGGGAACCCUUGUCCUUGUCGAUCCCUUCUCCUAUUCAUAGCAACGAGAAGGUAACCAUCGUAAAAAACUUGCUAUUAGAUAACUUCCAAAAUUAGAAUUGCUCCCAUCUUCCUCAUAUGUGCCUCACGUGUCCUUGAACAUGGGAUGAUUAGCAGUUUCUCUCUCAAUCGCCUAUGUGCCUUUUCCGGAAGCAUCCCGACUCUUGGAGUGUAGUUUGCUUUGCUUAGUCUUGUUCCAAAUAUUGUGUCCGUGUGGUUUCUUGUCAUGCUAUUUUUAUGAUAAGCUUAUGGUCGCCUACUCGCAAGUCGCAACCGAGUAGUCAUGAUGUAUGAUCUGAAAGCAUGACUUCUUAGAACUUAGUAUAUUUUGCAUACGACCCUCGUGGCUAUGAGAAUUGAUCUCAUGACCAUUCUCAAGACAUGGUGUACUUUUCUUCCUUGAUACGUGGCUUGAGAACCAUGGUUCAUUAUUCUAUGGCAUUGACUCUCGAGAGGACAGUGUCUCUUUUGACUCAUGCUCAUGCUCACAAAAAAUUUUAGUGUCUUCCGUUUAAAAGUCAAGACCAAUGAGGUCCAGUUUAAAUAAAAUUAAUUGUUAUAAUUAAUAUGUCCUUGUAAGAGUAUUAAUCACAUUGUAAAUUAUUAUCAAUAUGGUAUAAGAUCAUUUUUUGGUGUACACAAAAAAUCCAAAUUAAGAAUAUAAUAUUUUUUUGUAUAAAAUAAAAAUCGAUGGAAUGUUGAGAUUUAAAUAUAUUUAAUUAAUAAUGAAUAAGCUAUCUGAUAAGUUGUAGAGUUCAGCGCAAAACUUCUUUUAAUAUUAUAUAUCUUCACUGAACAUCUAAAAAAAGUCAAUUGUUCUUUUUUUUGUUUCCCUUGAAUAAAGUCAAUUAUUCAUGAGACAGAAAAGGUAAGAAUUUGUGGGGAAAUAGAAAGGUUGCCGGACAGCGGGCUACAUGGACAAGAAAGCUCAUGAGUCAUGACUUAGGUAACUUCAUAUUGUUUUGACGCUCCCGCUUUGGUGCGUGAAAACGCGAAUUAUAUUGAAGUCGGGUAAAAUUCACGAAUUUUAUUUUCGCGGAGCACGAAUUUCCCAGAGACUCUUCGAUUCGCCUACCCAAGCAGGAUGCUUGAUUCUCCAAGGCCUUUCGACACUUACUCUCUUGUCGCUGUCCGACAUGCACCGCUCUGUUCUUCAUGGUUUCACUCUUUUUGUUCAUUGUAGUUGUUGUCGACCAGAUGUAUCAGCAGACACGAGGCUUGAAAUUCUUUAAUUCCAUUGAGGACUCCAAACCAAGCUCCAUCGUCAAACUUCACGGGGAUCUUUGAGUGACUGUCGGCCGCUUGUGAUUGGGAAUUUUCUGAAGUAAAAAAGUACAGGCUAGGCGAUGAGUUAUUGGUGGUUGGGGCUGUGGGUACUGAGCUAUAGAGGAGAAGAAUUGAAGGGUAAAAUAUGGGGGUAGUCGAGGUUAUGGUGUUAAAGAGGAGUCGACCGUCGACCGACUGGAGAGAAAGUCACGGACUCACAGUGAGGGGUUUGGUGACAGACAGAGAAUGGACGAUGAGAAUCCCUAAAUAAGGAUACUUAUUAUUA